This is a messenger RNA of Dictyostelium purpureum, 3243 nucleotides long. RefSeq lists its product as uncharacterized. The coding region runs from base 1 to 3243 and encodes 1080 amino acids. Gene Ontology annotation, biological process: mannose metabolic process. NCBI's taxonomy places the organism in Eukaryota, Evosea, Eumycetozoa, Dictyosteliales, Dictyosteliaceae. Gene Ontology annotation, cellular component: lysosome. The transcript is spliced from 4 exons. Gene Ontology annotation, molecular function: alpha-mannosidase activity; carbohydrate binding. The record is from RefSeq and is a predicted model, not a curated record.
AUGAGGAAAGUUUUUAUAGUUUUUAUAUUUUUUAUUUUAUAUUUUAGUUUUAUAAUAGCUAAUGCAAAUUUAGGUAUCAAAAAAGGACUAAAGGUAUUUUUAAUACCUCACAGCCAUUGUGAUGGUGGGUGGCUGCAAGAUUUUAAGAGUUACUAUAAUAACAAAGUCCAAUAUAUAUUAACAGGUGUUGUAAAUGAAUUAAAUAAAGAUAAAGAAAAGAAAUUUAAUUGGGUGGAAAUAAAACAGUUAUCUUUCAUAACAGGGGGUUUAGUUCAAAAUGAUGAAGCUACUGCAAAUAUUGAUGAUAUUAUAGAACAAAUGACUCAGGGUCAUUUAUGGUUAAAGGAGAAUUUAAACUAUACAGUUGAAUAUGCAUGGCAAAUUGAUCCUUUUGGUUAUUCAUCUAUAACGCCUACUUUGUUUAGAAAAAUGGGAAUCAAAGGUCUGGUUAUAAAUAGAGUUUCAAACAGUGUAAAGAAUUAUAUGAGACAAAAUAGAGCUAUGGAGUUUAUAUGGAGGGGCUCUGAUACUUUAAGCAGCGAUUCAGAAAUAAUAGUCUCAACAUUAGACGACCAUUAUAGUUAUCCCAGAAUGAUUGAUCCAUACAAAUCAAAAUUAAGUGUAAAAAAGAAAGUAGAAAAAUUUGUAGAUUUUCUAAAUAGGUUAUCAACAUCCCGAAACACAAACGUACUCAUGGUUCAACUAGGUGACGAUUUCCUAUGGUCUGAUGCAGAGAAAGAGUUUAGAAUCGCACAGGAAUGGCUAGAUGUAGUUAAAAGUAAAAAGCAAAAGUAUAAUAUUGAGGAAAUUAAAUUUGCAACUUUAUCAGAGUAUUUUGAGGAGCUAAACAACCAAUUAGAAAUAGACAAAAAGCAAUUAUUUUUAUUUGAUAAGGAUUUCUUUCCAUAUGAAACAGGGAAAAAUGAUGUUUGGUCUGGUUAUUUCUCAACAAGACCUGUGUUAAAAAAACAAAUUAGGGACUCAAGCAACCUAUUAAGACAUUCCGAAAUAAUAUACACUUUUGCAAAAGCUUUAGAAUCAAAUACUACCUCCAGUCCAUUAGAUUUCCAGAGUCACCUAAACGACAAUAGAAAUAUAAUAUCUCUAUCUCAGCACCAUGAUAUUGUCACUGGUACCUCAAGAAGCUAUGUUUUAUAUGACCAGUUUAAGAAGCUCCAGGAUUUAAGUUUAAAAUCAUAUAAUAUCAUUUCCAAUUCAAUAGAAUCUCUAUUAUCUAAUAGUAACAACGAUGCUAUACCGCUACAUAAUGGCCAAAAUUUAUAUGGUUUGGAUACCUGUCUAAAUAUAAUUGAUUUAGGUGUUGAUGAUUUCUAUAGUCUUGUAUUUCAAAACUCAUUAGGAUGGUCCACUAAGCAACAUGUAUCAAUUAGGAUCAAAUCACCUAAAAAACUAAUUCCACAAUUAGAAUUUAUUGAAGCAUCCACAAAUAAAACACUUCAAAUCCAAGCACUACCAAUAAGACCAUUUAUAGAUGACGAAAAUACUGAACAAGAGUACAAUUUGAUUUCAAUUGUAAAUAUAGAUGCACUAGGUUUAAAUUCAUUCAUUUUAAAAAUUAAUAGUCAGUUAAACAACCCCUCAAUUUUGUCAAAAAUAACCAAAACAAAUAACCCAGACCAAUUGGUAUUUUCAUCAAGGAAAUAUAAAAUAGAAUUUGAUAUGAAUGGUUUCAUUAAAACAAUUAAACAUCUAUCAACUGGUCACUCAAAAACAAUAGAGCAGUCAUUUAAUCAAUAUAAAUCAAAAAAAGGAGGUGCAUAUAUUUUAAAUCCAGGUAAAAGAGAAAGAGUAUUAAAAAGAGCAGAUCAAUAUUAUAUAUAUGAUGGUCCAUUGGUUAGCCAGCUAAAUUUAUUAUAUGGUAUAGAGAGCAACUUUAAUGUAUCCUCAAUAGUUAUUCAAAGAUUAUACAAGCACCAAGAAACCUCAGGUAACGAGGACUAUUUACCAACUGAAAAUAUUAUCGAAACUGGCUAUUCAUUUAAAGGAGAAAUAAACAGAGAAAAAACAAUCAACUACAAGGUAGAGGCAUUUAGCGAAAACAAUAGUUUAUUUUUUACAGAUAAUGGUAUGGAAAAUAGAAUUAGAUACUACGAUUCAAGUGCAAAGAGACCGGAUAACUACUAUCCUGCACUGCACUUUUCAAAACUUACAGAUACUAAUAAAAACGAACAAUUUACAAUUUACAUUGACCGUUCGCUUGGAACCACAUCUCCAUCAACCGGUGAAAUUGAAAUCAUGCUACAUCGAUCAAUGAGCAAGGAUGAUAGCAAGGGUUUAUCGUGGCCAAAUAGAGACACCUCUAGAAGUGAUGGUAAAAUUUAUUUUAAUUUUGAUACCAUCGAGGCUGCAAAAUCGAACGAAAAGAAAUUGGGAUAUCAACUCGACCACUCACCAAUAUAUAUGGUUAAAAAACUAUCCAACCUUAAAAACUAUUUUGAUAGUUAUAAAACCUCCUUUUCACCACUUUUAAAAGAUUUACCAAAUGACAUUCAUUUAAUGACUCUAAAAACAUAUUCAAAUGAUAAAAUUGGAUUAAGAUUUUUUAAUUUUUAUAAAAAUAGUCAAAACCUUAACUUUAAUAAUUUAUUUAAACCAAGUUUUAAAAUCAACAAUAUAAACCAAACCAACCUAGCAUUUUUAGAUUCAAAGGAUAAUACUCAAAAAACUCAAAAAAAAAGCUUUUUAGAUAAUUUUAGUUUAAGAAAUGAUUUGAAUUUCCCUAUAAAGUCAGGUAAAUCUGAAAAUAAAUAUAUUUUUAAUCAUUUACAAAAUUUAAAUAAUAAUAACUAUAACACCAACAACCAUAAUAUAAACCCAUUAGAAAUUAAAUCAUUCACUUUACAUUUGAAAAAUAACAAUACAAACAAUAUUAUUACCAAUCAUACCAACAGCAAUGAAAAUUUAAAAAUUAAAAAAUAUGCAAGCUAUUUAAUAUUUGAUAAAAACAAGGCUUUAUAUACAUACGAUUUCUCAGUUUACCCAGUAGACUUUUCAUAUUACAAUGAUAGAGGAACCUAUGUGGAUAAUACACUCAGAAAUAUUUUAAUUUUAUCAAUCUCCAUUCCAGUUGUUGUUUUAUCUUUAGUUAUUUUAGGAAUUGUAUUAUAUAAAAAAAAAAAAAAAUCAAAAAAAUUACAAGCCACACAAAACAAUAAUAAUAAUAGCGACAAUAUUAAUAAUAAAAACGUAGACGAAGAGAAGAACGAGAACAUAGUCAAAUAA